This is a messenger RNA of Gigantopelta aegis, 2608 nucleotides long. RefSeq names its product polyadenylate-binding protein 2-like. Gene Ontology annotation, molecular function: RNA binding. The record is from RefSeq and is a predicted model, not a curated record. NCBI's taxonomy places the organism in Eukaryota, Metazoa, Mollusca, Gastropoda, Neomphalida, Peltospiridae. The coding region runs from base 206 to 883 and encodes 225 amino acids. The transcript is spliced from 7 exons.
ACAGUUGGGUUUUUUUUAAUGACGCCAUAUUAUCAAGAAAUUAUUUACAUGGAAAUCCGUUUUAUCCUUUGAAAUCCUAACACAUUUUAAGGAUAUAACCCAUUGGUAUUAAUUUAGGAUUAUUAUAGUAGCUGUUUUAACAUUUAUUUCGCUUUGAAAUAAUAUAAUUUUAAUUUUAAAUGUUGUAAUUCAUGAACAUUGAACAAUGACGGACUUGGUUAACGACGAAAACGAAAGCUUUCAGGAAGAAAACGCCGAUUUCGACACCACUGCAUUUGAAACCGAAGGCAACGAUGUCGACACCAAUGCAACUGUUACCGAAGACGGUACCGUUGAAGACCCAGAGCUUGAAGCCAUCAAGGCACGGGUUAAAGAAAUGGAAGAAGAAGCGGAAAAGUUGAAAGAAAUGCAGAGCGAAGUGGAGAAACAGAUGAAUAUGAGUUCAUCUUCAGUUUCAUCUUCGUCCACUUUUCCAACAAUUGAAGAGAAGGUUGAUGCAGAUGCCCGAUCUAUAUAUGUUGGAAAUGUGGAUUACGGGGCUGCAGCGGAAGAGCUGGAGCAACACUUUCAUGGCUGUGGUUCAGUCAACCGAGUCACGAUUCUCUGUGACAAGUACACGGGUCAUCCGAAAGGAUUUGCAUAUGUUGAAUUUGCUGACAAAGACUCCGUGGCAACAGCUAUGGCACUAGAUGAAUCACUGUUUAGAGGAAGGCAAAUAAAGGUAACACCAAAAAGGACAAAUCGACCAGGUAUUUCAUCAACAAAUAGACCGCCUAGAGGGCGUGGCAGAGGAGGAAGAGGUCGAGGUUUUUAUGGUGGUUAUGCACCUCGAUCUAGAAGACCUUUUGGCAGGUACAGAAGGGCAUAUUAUUCCCCUUACUGAAAGGUCUACAACGAGAUGUGUCCUUUAGGAGCAGUAAUGUACUUCCAAAAAAAAAAGAAAGAUUGGAAAAUGGAAAACAAGAAAAAAAAAGAGAAAAAAAAAGAACACAAAAGAAAGAAGAAAAAAAAAAGAUGUGGAAAAAAAAAAUGUAGUAAAAGUUCAAUUUUCCCUUAUAUUAUUAUUUUCUUCUUUUUUGAUCUGAUCAUAGCAGGUUGUAAGUCCUGCUUUAGCCAUUAUUGUAUGUGACAACAUUCUGGUUUGACAAUCCGUCGACCCACUGUUGGCAAGCGUCACAUCAAGAUCUUAGUUACAGGUCAUGGUGAUGCCGUGCACAUGACAAACAAGAUGCACUGAUUGCAGUGUCUGCUGACGGCAGUACUCCAUCGAAGGAUGAUUAAAUGUGGAUAUUUUUAAUGUAAUAUUAUAAAUGUCUUCUUCAUUUGAUGUAAACUUUCAGUAGGUGUAUGAUUGUUUGAACAGUAAGAAAGCUAAAAGAAACAAUCUUAACUUUCUAAAACACUGUUUAUUGAAUAUUCCAUUAAAACAAUGUAAACAUUUGUUAUAAUGCAAAAUACCUUUACAUUUAACAUUUAUUUAUGACCUUGUCGGUAAAUGUAUUAAAAUGUAAACUGCCUCUUAAUUUGAUAUUCAAUGAUGGUUUAUCUUUAUUGGUUCGUCUUUAGCUUUUAAUGUGUUUUGUCCAAUUCUACAGUAAAUAUUUAAAUCAAAAUUUACAUGUUUUUUUUGUGGUUUGUGUUAUUAGUAUAUGGUAAACCCAAGAUAUGAUGUAGUUAUGAGAUUAGGUAUGCACCUGUUUAUCAUCCUAUACUAUUGUGGCUAACCCAUUAAUCUUAUACUCAUUAUUAAUGUGUUGUAUUAUUGAGAGUAGUCCAUAAGUCCUAUACCAAGAUAGACAUUUGUUUCAAGGUUAGUGUUUCAAAUGACUAAUGGCAUUUUUCUUUGUGCACUUAAUGUACAAAACUGGGUGCACCCUGAUCAUUUAAGUUUAAUAUUUUGAAAGAAGUGCUUGACCAGGAUAAUGUAUUUGUGGUAACAUUUUUGUUAUAGAUGUUUAUUAACAAAAAAGGCAAACCUUUUCAUCAAACAAGUGUAGGGCAUAGUUUUGAAACUGAACUUUCAGUACAAACUGAAGCAUUUUGAAAUUUAUUGAAAUGUCUGUAGACUGGUAUUUUCAUUCUCUAAUUUCUUUUUCUUUUUUAAUCUCGCAAUAAAGACAACAUAACAAUGUUAUUCAUAGAUGUCUGUUCAAAGGUUUUGUUUUAUUUGUAGGCUGGGGGUGAAUUCAUUUGUUCGUCAACAGUUGUUGUUGAGUGCAAUAUACUAAACAGUCAAAACCAUCUUAUUUGUGCCUCAUCUUGUUGGAUUUUAAUUGUGAAAAUAUUUGAAGCUUCACUUGUAUUUUUAAUGGUAGCUUUUGUAGAAUGUUUUGUUUUGCAGGUAUUAAAUACAAAUAACAAAUUCAGUUACUGUGGAGCACAUUUUGUAGAGAUUGGAUGGCAAUAAAUAACAUAUUUCUCAGUGGCAGGCAAAAAAUUUUUUAAAAAUGUAAAAAUUGAUAAAAUUCAUAGCUGAUUGAAAAAAGAGAGAAAAAAGUACUCCUUAUGGCUCCAUAGACUCUGAAAUAAAUUUUUGUUUGUAUUUCAUUCAAGUUGUUGAAAUGAAAAGAAUCCAUUGGGAAAUAAAAUAAAGAUGAAAAAAACCCAA